GCUUCAUACUGUCGAAUUGAACUGCAUAGUUCACACUAUCACCACACAUGUUACACCUCAUUGUGGCUCAUUGCACACGCUUUGACAGGUAUGAUUUCCAAUCUUUCCUUUGAAUUUUGCUAUCUCUUUGAUCCUUUGAUUAUCAUGAUACUUGAGCCACUCGGACUCGUACUUGGGCUGUCUCUUGAUUCUAUUAGCUGGUCUUUUCUGUUCUACACAACUUUAUCUACCUUGAUCGUACUUUUCCCCCUCAGACUCUCGCAUAGUUAUCGUUGCGUGUGUCGUAGCAGACUUACACUACAGAGAAAUUCAUGUCGAAACGCACCGCAUCCAGCGAUAUUGAACAGUACACCAAAGCGCAUUAGAACUGAUCAAGAUUCUUCCGUGUCCACGUCUGCAUCGAGGGUGGACAGGCGCUUGUCGAGCACACGUAGACGAGCCACUGAACCGAAAAAUCUGUAUAUCGGCACGGAAGCAGAUGAAGGGGAUGAAGAUGAGGACAAGGACAAGGACGUAGAUAGCCAGUCUGUGAGGUUGCCAAAUGUUACACGCUUACCAGAGUUGUCGCCAAAAGCUGGGCUUGCCGCAGCCAUUGAUAACAUCACGAUGAGUUGUCUCCAGCUCGUCGGCUUCCAUCACAAAUCCUAGCUCGUUGCCGUGUAUUGAUCAGGCAGGCAGGUAACCAUCAGUCGAGCGUCGAUCCCGGCUCAUCGACUCCCGAACCCAGCUCAAAAUUCA
Suillus paluster is the source of this 738-nucleotide messenger RNA. RefSeq lists its product as uncharacterized. The record is from RefSeq and is a predicted model, not a curated record. NCBI's taxonomy places the organism in Eukaryota, Fungi, Basidiomycota, Agaricomycetes, Boletales, Suillaceae. The transcript is spliced from 6 exons. The coding region runs from base 91 to 648 and encodes 185 amino acids.